Messenger RNA from Gavia stellata (red-throated loon), 2190 nucleotides. Its product is annotated as rho GTPase-activating protein 9-like. Gene Ontology annotation, molecular function: protein binding. Gene Ontology annotation, cellular component: cytoplasm. The record is from RefSeq and is a predicted model, not a curated record. Lineage: Eukaryota; Metazoa; Chordata; Aves; Gaviiformes; Gaviidae. Gene Ontology annotation, biological process: regulation of GTPase activity; signal transduction.
AUGGCCAUGGGGCACAGCCUCGCUGUGGGGCACAUCCUGGCCACGGGCCACACGGUUGUAAGGCACAGCAUGGCCGUGGGACACAGCCUGGCCAUGGGGCACAACACAGUCUGGGCGGGUGGCGGCUGGAGGGGCGGCGGGUGGCGGCGCACUGAGCCGGCCGUGGUGCUCCGCGCCCUCUACAACUACGCGUACCGUGCCGAGGACGGGCGACACGUGGCCAUGGCUGCUGGCGAGCAGUUCCUGCUGCUCCACAAAGCCAACGAGGACUGGUGGCAGGUGAGACGGGCCAGCGAGCCCCGCUGGGCUCGGCCCUUCUUCAUCCCUGCUACCUACGUGGCUGAGCUGGACCCUGGUGAUGCCGGGAGACAGAGCACGCUGCCCCCCAGCCAGCCUGCGGGCACAGGCCUGCCACCGCAGUGCCACUCACUGGAGGACCUGUGUGGGCCCCCCCCGGCCCCACCCCAGGAGGCCAGGCUGACCCCCACCCGCUCCAUGAGCCGCUGCGUCAGCACCAGCCAGCUGGCAGAGGGGGCCCUGCCCGUCCCCCCCCCAGCCCUGCCGCGGUGCCAGUCCCAGCAGGAGCUGCUGGCCCAGGGCACUGGGGAUCUGGCCCCCCAGGUGCCCCCCCUGGGAGCCACCAUGAUCUACUGCAACCUGGAAGAGCUGCAGCGGGCGGGGGGCCAGGCUGAGCCCCCAGUGCCAGCCGGACCCCCCCUCCAGGUUUUGGGGGCCUGGGAGCGCCACCUGGACCCCAGCAGCGGUCGCUGCUUCUUCUAUAACCCCCAGACGGGCACGACCUCCUGGAAGCCCCCCCGGCGGCACCGGGAGGCGGUGAGCCACGGCCGGACCCUCGCCCACCACAGCCUGGAGGACCGGACAGCGGCCCCCCAGCCCCCCCUGGCCCCGGUCGAGCCCCCGCCCUGCGCCCCCGCCCUGCCCACCGUGAGUUACCCCGGGCCGGCACUGACCCUGUCCUCGCAGGAGGUGCAGAAGGCCGGGCAGCUCAACAGGACCAAGAUCGCUGAGGGGGGAAGGAAGCUCAGGUGGGGACCCUCCUGGGUGGUGCUGGCCGGGAACAGCCUCAUCUUCUACAAGGAGCCCAAGGGGCCGGCACCCACUGCCUGGUGCCCUGCUAGCAGCCGCCCCGAGAGCAGCGUGGACUUGCGGGGGGCUGCCCUGGAUUGGGCCCGUGACCUCUCCAGCAAGAAGAAUGUCAUCCACCUCCGCACUGUGAUGGGUAAUGAGUUCCUGCUGCAGUCGGACCAAGAGGCCACCAUCCAGGAGUGGGCCCGGGCCAUCCGGGGGGUCAUCCGCCGGCUGGACCUGGAGAACCCCGUGGACGUGCCUGUGGAGUGGCUCCGCCGGGGGGACUUUGGGGAUCUGGUGGAGCUUAGCGGGGAAGAGGACGAGGUGCCACAGGUGCCCCCCCAUGCCCCCGACGCCUCGGAGAAGAAGCGGGUGAAGAGCAAGCUGAGGCGCUUCAUUGUCAAGCGGCCUCCGCUCCAGAGCCUGCAGGAGAAGGGGCUCAUUCGAGACCAGGUGUUUGGGUGCCGCCUGGAUGCCCUGUGCCAGCGGGAGAGCACCACAGUGCCCCGCUUCGUCCGGCUCUGCGUGGAGGCUGUUGAGGAGAGAGGCCUUGAUGUUGAUGGGAUCUACCGGGUCAACGGGAACCUGUCCGUGAUCCAGAAGCUGCGUUUUGCUGUGGACCGGGAGCGAGCCGUGACCUCGGACGGGCGCUAUGUCUUCCCCGAGCAGCUGUGCCAAGAGGAGCGGCUCAGCCUGGCAGACCCCGAGUGGAGCGAUGUCCACGUGGUGACUGGUGCCCUCAAGCUCUUCUUCCGGGAGCUGCCCGAGCCCCUAGUGCCCUACGGGCUCUUUGACUCCUUCAUUGAAGCUGUCAAGCUGCCGGACCCCCAGGAGCAGGUGGAGCGGGUGGCUGAGCUGGUGCAGAGCCUGCCCCCCCCCAACUAUGCCACCCUGCGCUACCUUCUGGCUCACCUCUGCCGGGUGAUGGAGCGGGUGGAUGUCAACCGCAUGACACGACAGAACAUUGGCAUCGUGUUCGGGCCGACGCUGCUGCGGCCAGAGCGCGAGCCAGGCAGCCUGGCGGCGGGCAUGGCCCAGCAGAACCAGGCCGUGGAGCUGCUGCUGGCACACUUUGACCGCAUCUUCCCUGCACCCCCCUGA